GUGUUCAAAGGUGAAGAAAAGCUAACAAAAGUCAUCCGUUCUCGAAGUGUUUCGAAAAAGAUGGUCGCGACAUUUGUGUCAAAAGCGGGUCAUAUUGCAACAAUUCCUCUUAAUGAGCAGAGAACUGUUACUGCGGAUUGGUAUUUGUUUGCCAAAAGUCAUCACCGAGCUUCGAAAAAUCAACCCCGAAAGAAGAAUCAUCCUCCACCAAGACAAUGCAAGCUCGCACACAGACAAAAAAACAAGGCAGUAUUUAACGGAAGAAAACGUGGAAUUAUUGGACCAUCCUCCAUAUAGUCCCGAUCUAAGUCCUAACGAUUUUUUUAUUUUCCCGAAAAUUAAAAACAGACUGCGUUCCAAAUACUCAGAAAAACAAUAAAG
Messenger RNA from Acanthoscelides obtectus, 381 nucleotides. The record is from the annotation of a GenBank genome assembly. Lineage: Eukaryota; Metazoa; Arthropoda; Insecta; Coleoptera; Chrysomelidae.